AUGACAGCAAACUUAAGGGUUCAGACUGGAGCUGAACUUCUGAGUCGUACUUCUCAUGAUAUUAACUGCCACUUGUCUGAAGCCAGGUCACAGUGUCCUUUGAGUUCAUCGCUGGAUGGUUCCAACAGAGUUGAUGACGCUAAGUUGCAGUCGCCGUUAGCGACUGAAGAUAGUCCUGACGCCGUCAGGUUACGCAACUUCAGUUUCCCUAAUAUUAACAGUUCUGAAUGCCCUAGUUCAGGACGUAUUUCAAUUGGAGGAAAAAGUUUGCCCCAUGAUCCUAGCAGAAAUUCAUUAAUCAAAAGGGAAAAGACCUUUAAUAUGGAAGAGUCCCAAUCCGAAGCAUUGUUCAACCAUCUGAAACUUUACACAAUCGGUAACAAUAAUAGGGAAUCUCACAGUGGCUACAACACUUUGAAGUCAAAGUUUUGGUCACAUAGUCGGAAGAGUAGUGAAGACUCCCCCAGGCUUUCCUUGUUGAGCCAUCGCAGAUCAAGCUUAUUUUCGAGUAACUAUGCUGAUAGUUCCUCCAGUGGCCGGCCAUCUGUGGGUUCGAGUGGGAGCAGUGGAACAAAGAGUUAUCAUAAAAGGUCCAGAGAUCAUGUGUCAGUCCCCAUAUGUAUUAAAUCCCCAAAUGGGCGAAAGUCUGAGCCUUUAUUUGCCGUUAACUUACCCUCCAGUCAAAGGAAUGAACAACCAGAGGAGAGAAGGAAGACAACCGAGAACAUGAAUCUUCAGGGUGCAAUAGCUGAAGAUACUAGUGAACAAUUAAGGAGGAACUCAAGUGGAAACUUUGGUAGCUUGCUUGACUUCACAUCAAAGACUGGAAUACAAGCUAAAGGUCACGUCUUUGCUCACUGUCCAGAAUCAGGUGAUCGGCCAACACCUGUCAUUGAUCUUAAUAUUGGUACUUGGGAUGCUGGUAUUUAUCAAUCGUAUCCUGAAGGGAUUAGAAAAUCAAGUGAUUCUUUGCUAUCAUCACUGACUUCUCGGAACAGCUCUAUACCUGACUUUUCGAAACAUUUAGUGUCUAGAGACGUCUCUCAAAUUCAAAACGAAGGAGAACAGUUAGAUGAGGAGUCUUCAGAAGAACAGUGUGUUUUAAGUCAAGAUCAAUUGUUAGGCGUCCCUGAAUUGCAGAAUGACGAUGAUGUUUUAAAUUUACAAGAGUUUUUGAAGAACUGUUGA
Molecule: messenger RNA, 1188 nt
Organism: Eremothecium cymbalariae DBVPG#7215
Lineage: Eukaryota; Fungi; Ascomycota; Saccharomycetes; Saccharomycetales; Saccharomycetaceae
Gene: ICS2
Product: Ics2p
Exons: 1
Coding region: 1-1188 (395 amino acids)
Source: RefSeq, a predicted model, not a curated record